GUUCGGUUCUGCUCGGCCCAGGCGUUGCAUGCAUGCUCCUGCAGCCCGGCAAGCUCUCUCUCCAGCAGCAUGCUCUAUUUCCAGAUGGUGAUCAUGGCAGGGACAGUGAUGAUGGCGUACUAUUUCGAAUACACCGACACCUUCACCGUGAACGUGCAGGGGUUCUUCUGCCACGACAGCGCCUACCGCAAGCCCUACCCUGGCCCUGAGGACCACAGCGCUGUGCCCCCCGUGCUCCUCUACUCGCUGGCCGCUGGGGUCCCCGUGUUGGUGAUAAUAGUUGGAGAAACUGCUGUGUUUUGCUUACAACUAGCCACAAGGGAUUUUGAAAACCAGGAAAAAACUAUUAUAACUGGAGACUGCUGCUAUAUAAACCCACUGGUGCGGAGAACUGUACGAUUUCUUGGAAUUUAUGCAUUCGGACUGUUUGCUACAGAUAUCUUUGUAAAUGCUGGACAAGUAGUUACAGGAAAUCUGGCUCCACAUUUCCUUUCCCUGUGUAAACCUAACUAUACAGCCCUUGGAUGUCAGCAAUACACCCAGUUCAUCAGUGGGGAGGAGGCCUGCACAGGCAAUCCUGACCUCAUUAUGAGAGCAAGGAAAACAUUUCCAUCCAAAGAAGCAGCUCUUAGUGUCUAUGCAGCGAUGUAUCUGACAAUGUACAUUACCAACACAAUCAAAGCCAAAGGAACAAGGCUUGCUAAACCUGUGCUGUGUUUGGGCUUAAUGUGUUUGGCCUUUCUUACUGGACUCAACAGAGUAGCAGAAUAUCGAAAUCAUUGGUCAGAUGUGAUAGCAGGCUUUCUUGUUGGAAUAUCUAUAGCAGUUUUUCUGGUUGUGUGUGUGGUAAAUAAUUUCAAGGGAAGACAACCAGAAAAUGAGCAUAUACACACGGAUAAUCUGGCACAGAUGCCAAUGAUCAGCAUUCCUCGAGUAGAAAGUCCUUUGGAAAAGAACCACAUCACGGCCUUUGCAGAGGUCACAUGAUAUUGAAGCAGCUGGAUUUUCACUGCAUUGGACAUCAUCUCUUUUUACCAUCCAUUCAUGAUACCCAAAGUUUGUUUGCUCACAAAAAAUUUAUACAGGUGUCUAAUAAUUUUUAUAAUUUUAAAGAUCAGAGUCAACCUGUCUGUUGCCCCCUCUAGACUGUGAGCUCCUCAAGGGCAGGACUGUGUCUUUCUUCUCUGUAUCCCCAGCACCUACCAUAUAGCCUCAUUCACACGAAGUAGGUGUUCAAUAAAAAGAUGAUGGCUGAAAGAGCAAA
Suncus etruscus (white-toothed pygmy shrew) is the source of this 1264-nucleotide messenger RNA. It is a transcript of the gene PLPPR5, whose product is annotated as phospholipid phosphatase related 5. The coding region runs from base 70 to 987 and encodes 305 amino acids. The record is from RefSeq and is a predicted model, not a curated record. Gene Ontology annotation, biological process: phospholipid metabolic process; phospholipid dephosphorylation; signal transduction. The transcript is spliced from 6 exons. Gene Ontology annotation, molecular function: phosphatidate phosphatase activity. NCBI's taxonomy places the organism in Eukaryota, Metazoa, Chordata, Mammalia, Eulipotyphla, Soricidae.